This is a messenger RNA of Episyrphus balteatus (marmalade hoverfly), 4825 nucleotides long. It is a transcript of the gene Bsg25D, whose product is annotated as blastoderm-specific protein 25D. Bases 459 to 4163 code for a protein of 1234 amino acids. The transcript is spliced from 9 exons. Gene Ontology annotation, cellular component: centrosome. The record is from RefSeq and is a predicted model, not a curated record. Gene Ontology annotation, biological process: microtubule anchoring at centrosome. Gene Ontology annotation, molecular function: calcium ion binding. Lineage: Eukaryota; Metazoa; Arthropoda; Insecta; Diptera; Syrphidae.
CUACACGUACAAAAAAAAAAAAAAAGAAAAUUAAACUACACUACACUAAUCGGGAAUUCCGUGAAAUGUGUAUAUAAAAUACAACACACAAGAAAAAAGAGAUCUGCCUAAAUUAUUAUAAAUAUUUGUUAUCAAAAAAUACAUAAUUGUUUUAUGCUAAAUUUGUUUGUGCAGAAGUUAUUAUUAAGAAUUAAAAUAUCGGAUAUUAGAAAAUCAUAAUCAAAAGUCGAUUGCGUUGGUCGUUGUGAAUUGGAUUUUAUACUUUUCACCUCUAUUCUCUUUUUGAUUUUGCCUUUUUUUGCUUUGCCUACACACAUGGAACUCCCUUUCUUUAAACUCAAUAAAUUCAAUACAUAUAUAAUAUUCUAACUGAUUGAUGAAAAUACAAAAAGAAAAAAAAAAAAAACUACUGCAUGUUAAAAGCAAAUCAAAAUUACUGCGUCUAGUGACCCAAAAGAAUGAAUAAAAUGGAAGUAUCAUCCGACCCAUAUGAGCAAAAGUUAUUUCAAAUGUUCACCAGCUGCGACACAAAUCAUAGUGGCACAUUGGACGAGAGUGCCUUGAGUAAAUUAUGCGAAAUGCUCGAGUUACAGGAUCGCGGAUCCGUUAUUAUUAAAAACCUCAUCAAGAACCCAAGGUCACGGAUUUCUUUUGGUGACUUUAAAGAAGCACUGUUGAACUUUCUUGGGACAGAAAUCGAUGGAUCAUUGUCAUCGCCACCUGGGGAUCGCACGCUCAUUUUCACCAAUGAGCCUGAAGACGACAAACUCCCAGAUAGUCAGAACGAAUCAUCGGAUCGUGAAGUCUCUCCAAAAUUUGUUGUUGGAGCAAAAAAAUACGGUCGACGCUCUAGGCCACAAUUUAUUGGAUCCGAUUCAUCGCCAUCAGAAUCUGAUGAUCCAGAUAGAGAAACAGUUAAUUCCAGCAAUAGUAUUGUUCAAAGAUCAUCAUCACAGAGUGAUAUCUUAUCAUCACAUAGAAGACGGCCACUUAGUGGAGGGGCUAAGCUCAAACGAUGUGCUUCACUUCCAGCCCAGAAAAAUCAACGUGUCAGAGAUGCAAUUUUGGAGAAAACUAAAGCCGCCAGAGCGUCUAAGGCAGCCAAUAAAUUAAACAACACUAGCAGCGUUGAAUCCUUGGGAAAUUUAGAUUUCGAAAAUCUGACAAAUAAAAUCCUUGACAUUUGGAAAGAAUACGGAAGCGAAAUCGGUACAUAUUACUUUACUUGUGAUCAACUGCAAAUUGUGUGCGAACGUGUCGGACUUGUGAGCACAAUCGCCGAAAAAGUUGCCGAAGAAGUAUUUGAAAAGCUUAAUAAAAUCAAAACCGAGCCAGUAAUUACUUUUAGUGAAUUCAUAAGUCUAAUAAGUUGUGGGGACAAUAAUACAUUUGCACCAGCAAAAUUAUCAUCAACAUCACCGCUCCCACCACCACCACAACAACAAACUUGGCAAUUUAAUAAUUUGUUUGAAUUUGUUGGGCAUAAAACACCCUUCAAUAAAACUUCGUCGUCGGUGGAGAGUAAUAAUUCAAUUAGAUUUUCUCAUGCUGUUAAUGAUGAUAAGCAAUUUAAUAUGAAAGAUAUUCCAGCACAAUUGGACACAGUCCCGACGCAUAGUAUAAUCGAAAUGUGGGAACGAGCCAACAUCACCAGUCCAAAAGGACUUUUAUUAAGUCUUGGUUUUGAUGAGGACGAAGUAAAUGUAUUACAAUUGUCAAAAGUCUUGGAAGAAGAACUACGAGGUUUGUGUGGUGAAGCACAAACAACACUAUUAAAAGCAUCAUUAGCUCUGCAAUCUGCCGAACUCUCCACAUUAAAACAAUCAUACAUUCAAUUAAGUGAAGAGAAUAAGAAAAUGCAUGCUGACAAUAAAGACGCGAACCGGAGAGUUAUAAUGUUGGCUCAGGAAAUAGAUGAAAGACAUGCAAAUUUAGAAGACACAACCAAAAAAGAGAUACGACUAUUAGAACAACGACAUGCAGAAGUAGUGCGCGACUUAACAGCUCGUAUGGCAAAUGACCGAGAAAAUUGGUCGAAUCUGACAGCUCGCUUAGAGGCCCGAAUUAAAAUGUUGGAACAAGAAGAAACCAAACUUAAAACCGAAACUGAAUCGCUCCGAAAAGAAAACAAUGCCCUAGAGAAUGAACAAACAGUUUUGCAAAAACAAGUUACAAGUCUUCUAGAGGCCAACAUUCAGUUGAAUAAGGAAAUUGUCGAAUCCGAGGAGAGAAGUCGCAAUGACGAAGGAUCGAAAAAUGAAAAAGACACUGAAGAGAUGCUGGAACUGAUUGAGAAGAUUACAAGUCUACAAGUGGAAAAUGCAAAUUUACGAGAUAAAAAUGACGAACUGGUUGCCGAAGUGGAAGGAUUAAACUUUGAAAUAUCACGAGCAAAGACAAAGAGAUCUCAAAAAGCAACAGUUGCAUCAAGUACCGAAGAAGAUCCUGAACAUGCUUCGGCAGCAAUAAAAAGGCGAGGCGAUUCUCCAAGUAAGACGAGGAUAACCGAAGAAAGUCCGCGUUUGGGUAAAUUCCGAAGGUGUAAUACUGAUGCAAAUAGUGAGAGUGAUACUAGCGGCGAUUGGGUUGCAUUAAACUCUGAACUGAAUAAUCCUUUGAAUGUAACCUCAACACCCAGUACUUCUUCAGGCUUCUCUCAAGAUAGCACAAUUUCUACACUUGAAGCAAAAGAUCAAGAAAUUACCAGUUUAAAAGCAAAAAUUUCCCAACUUGAAAGUGAGUUAAAGUGCAGCAGUACAACUCCUUCGUCAACAAACACCGCCGAUUCAAGUGUCGAUAUUUCAACAUUAAGCAAGGAAAAAGAAGCUUUAGAAGUUCGCUGCAAAGAAUUGGAAGCAAGUCUUGAACAAAUGCAAAAAGCCUAUGAAGACUGUGAAGAUUAUUGGCAGGAAAAACUCUCCGAGGAACGUCAGCUCUUCGACAAAGAACGAAAAAUCUAUGAAGAUGAACAAAAGGAAAGCGAUGUCAAGUUUACAGAGUUGGUCGAGAAAGUACGUGAAUACGAGGAACAAUUUAGUAAAGAUGGUCGUUUGUCGCCGAUUGAAGAAAAAGAUGUACUCGAACAACAAUAUGCUGAUUUGGAAGCCGAGGCAGAGCAACUUCGUCAAAAUACACGAGAGAUCUUUGAAGAAAAAGCCAAAGAAAUUGCAUCGCUACAUAGUGAGAUUGAGGAUCUUAAAAUUAAAUUGGGCGAGAGUGUGGAAAUUCUAACUGGUGCCACUGAAAUGCAAUCUGGCGGAGAAAUGUCCGAUUUGGAAAGUCCAGCGAGUUCACCAAUUAGCUAUCUUUGGCAUCAGAGUACAAUUCAGUCUCCAAUAACGCAAUAUAAGAAGAAUAAUUUACAAAAGUCACCCACAACACAGAGAUCUAGAUUAAAUAAUCUUUCGACAUCGGAAACAACAGUUUUCAGUACAACACAAUCAAAUUCGAUUGUGUUAGGUGUACCGCAAACUAAUGAACCUAAAAACAUAUCGCCUAUACAAAAACCAAACACUCCAAAAGUAGCUAAUAUAGAUGCUACAAAAGAUUGUGAAGACUCCUCGUCAACAGCAUCGGGAAAAAGUUUUGAAUCUCAGAGUGUUGCCUCAACGCACAGUAUUCAAAAGUCAACGGGUAAUGCUUCAAGCACUUGUUCGAGUCCAAAUAUAAUGAAGGAAGAACUCAAACGCUUAAAGUAUUUUGAAAUUCAAUUAAAAGAUCAAAUAAAAGACUUGUCACUUAAACGUGAUGGCCUAGUAAUGGAACUUCAACAAUUACAGGAAGCAAAACCUGUACUUGAAAAGGCAUAUGCUAGAGCGGCAGCACAUCCAACUCUCAUUCAGAGAGUUAAUCAUCUUGAGCUUAAAAAUAGACAUUUACAAAAUGUUAUCAAACAACAACAUCAGUAUACGGAAUCUUUGUUGCAACAAUCAUGGCAACAACAGCACCUUGAACUGUCAGAACUUCGAAAUCGAAUUGAAAAUCAAGGAAUGAUAAUGACUGAGCAAACAAAUCGUUUAGCAAACGCUGAUGUUCUCGUCAAAGAACUUUACGUUGAAAAUUCACAUUUAACCGCUACUAUUCAGCGCUUGGAGCAGCAAAUGUGUCGCGUCAAUCUAAUACACCAGCACCAGAGCUUAAGUGGCCUACCAGGAAUGCCUUAAACCUUAAAAAAUAACAAACAAAAAAUAGUUUUACUUACUUAAAAUAGCACCAAAUAACCAUAAAUAGUAACAUAAUUUCUAGUGCUGGAUAUUAUUCCAUCAGGUAUAUUUAAAAAAAGCAAAAAAAGAAAUAAAACGAAUGUCCACAGUCGAACUUCGAUUAUUCGGCAACUAUUUCUCAUUAACAUUUAUGUUGAUCUUUUUAUUAUUUAUCGAAUAAUAAUUUUAAAUAAGCAAAGUAAAAAAGGAUGUGUAGAAUAGUAGUUCAGCAAUUGUACGUUCUUUAAAUGUACAGCAAAUAAUUGUUCAAAAAGAAAACAAAAAAAUGUAAAUACAAAAAUAAUGAAAACAAUCGUGGCCAGCAGAACUUUUUUUUUCCAUAAAAAAAAGUAAAAAGAUAUUAAUUCAACCAAAUUCAUUUUUUGAAUAAUCCCAGUUCGACUGGAUACAUUCACGCAAUUAUUAUUAUAAUAUUAUUAUUAAAUAAAUACAUAUAGUUAUAUAUAUAUAUAUUUUUUUUCAACUAAGAGAUUUUUAUGAAAGUGAUAGGAAAUAGGAAAGUGUGUUUGCGCAUCAACGAAAGUCCUCUAGAUUGUAUCAAUAUUGUUCAGAGAUAAAAUUUCAUUCUAUUAGAUAGUCUAAUAAUAAUUAUUAAAGAAAAA